CUGGCUCGGGUCACAUCUUCCCCUAUCCCAACAUCAUCUCGGCUAUCGGCUGCGAUGGAACGCUUCCGUAGCUGACCUGUAUCACAUAUGGGAAUAGUGACGUGUAUCAAACUGCCGCAACCUCGGCCUCGGAUCAAGAUCGCCACCUUGUGUCUUGUCCAUCUCAUCGCAGCAAAGCUACCUCACGGUGCCUGCCGGCGCCGUGCUGGUGCCGAUCGCUCACCAAAAUGUCGCCGGCGCUACCACGUUCCGCAUUUCCUCUAUUGUUCCACCUCAUACGCUCGAGGGACAGUCUCGGCUGUAAGCCAGACACAAUUCGUGGACACUGGUCCUCGGGUCGCUCUUCAACGUGUAACCAGGCAGAACUUAUUGCCUCAUCAAAAUAUUCAACGACGUUGCGUUUUGUGAGAACCAAACGCACUUGCGGCUCUCUGGUCGUACUUCGGUUUGUUAUUACCUCACUCCCUUCUCACUUGACGUUGAGGACGCGCAGUAUCGGCUGGCUGUCGUCUGUUGCACGUCUGCUAUUGCCCGCCACUGGGCACUUGCACCGUACUUGGCCUCGAAAGAACAUUGCGGCAUUCAUUCCUCAAAUUAUUCGGCCUUCCAGCCGCCCAAAGAGAUGCGUCUGCAGGGUCUGCUCAGGUCGCCAGGGGCAGCCAGCCAAUCUUCGGCAACAGGUUUGCUCCAGCAAGUCCAUCUCAUACCAGGAAUGUGCUUGCGAGGACGCCCCGUGGAGACGGAACACAUGGCCACUUGCUAGUGUCCCUUUCCAUGCGGGCGAUGGUCACGGCCACCUACUCGACGUGAAGAGAGUACCUACGAGGUAGUAUUCAAGUAUUCUCGCGCCGAGUCCGCAGAUCUAGAUUCUUCUCCGGAGUCCACGAUAUGCCACCUGCUCCCCCACGCCCGAUAGGGCAAGGACG
Messenger RNA from Colletotrichum navitas, 926 nucleotides. RefSeq lists its product as uncharacterized. The transcript has a single exon. The coding region runs from base 228 to 830 and encodes 200 amino acids. The record is from RefSeq and is a predicted model, not a curated record. Lineage: Eukaryota; Fungi; Ascomycota; Sordariomycetes; Glomerellales; Glomerellaceae.